This is a messenger RNA of Lotus japonicus, 772 nucleotides long. RefSeq lists its product as uncharacterized. The record is from RefSeq and is a predicted model, not a curated record. Bases 228 to 503 code for a protein of 91 amino acids. Lineage: Eukaryota; Viridiplantae; Streptophyta; Magnoliopsida; Fabales; Fabaceae. The transcript has 3 exons.
CAGUCCUUGUUCACGAAACCAAAUAACCCUAGCGCCGCAGAUGAACAUGAACUGAUGAAGCGAUGCAACACUGAAACGCCUCUCAUCUCCCUCUAACUCUCUUCUCUUACUGACCUAACUCCUUCCGCCGCUCACUCCAUCACCACCACUCUCCUUCCUUCCUUUGUUCAGUUUGUUAUGUGUCACUUGCUUCUACAUCUCCAUCAGCUAUAAAGCUAUCGGAGACCAUGAGCACUCAGACAAGCCAACCUGAAAAGCAGUCUUCAUCAGUUGCCACUGUCGCUUCAUGUCGAAAGAAGAAGAGUGAAGACGCCACUUUCUUGGAGGAUGUAAAGGAUCACAUUGACGAGUUUAUUCAUGCUUCUAUGGAUGAACACAAAACCUGUUUUAAGAAGACAAUUCAGAAGAUGUUUGGUUUGUCCAAGGCAGGUUCAGAAACGAACUCCAAUGCUGUGAAAGAAGUUGAAAGUUCUCUGCCGCUUCAGACAACUGUACAAGAUUAAAUUUCUUGUGUCUGGAUCACUAUACGUGUCAAUUCAACUGAGUCGUGCGGCGGUAGAUAUUUAGAUGUAUGAGACUUUUCUAUAUAAGGUUCGGUUAAACUUUCAAAAUGCAGCCAUAAUCUUUUCAGAGUAACCCAUCUUAUUAUUUUUUCCAACCAUCAAUUAUUGAGAGAAAAUUUGUAGAUUCUGAAUCAGUAACUCUUUCAUUGAUUGAAUGGGUUAUAUAUACAAGAGUAAAGAGAAUAAAGGUCAAUGUAUAAAACUCCUAA